This is a messenger RNA of Passer montanus (Eurasian tree sparrow), 2295 nucleotides long. RefSeq names its product tryptophanyl tRNA synthetase 2, mitochondrial (gene WARS2). Gene Ontology annotation, molecular function: ATP binding; tryptophan-tRNA ligase activity. Lineage: Eukaryota; Metazoa; Chordata; Aves; Passeriformes; Passeridae. Gene Ontology annotation, biological process: mitochondrial tryptophanyl-tRNA aminoacylation. Gene Ontology annotation, cellular component: mitochondrial matrix; mitochondrion. The record is from RefSeq and is a predicted model, not a curated record.
CCUGGGUUCACAUCACCUGAACACUGGUAACAAGUGUUUUGUGGCUUCCCAGCCUGGGCAUUGAACCGGGGAGAAAUGAACUGGGGAGAAACCAGGCACCUUGUGCAGAGGAGCUGACAGGAGGGGUUGAUGUACAACUUCUUCAGGACCUUGUCAAACCUCAUUAGUAACUUCGGUGCUUCUUUGGUUCUGUUACCUGGCGCAACAGAAGAGACAUGGCACAAAGACUGGAUUUGGGGACAUGCUGUGUCUGAGGUGCUGGACAAUGAGAUCUGCUUCUGCCUGGGCUUUUGGGCAGAUAGCAGCUUUUGGGGGGGCCCUGCGGGGCUGACUUUAGUGAGUUUGACAGGCCGGGCAGAUGCCACGCUGCCAAUGUCCCCGUGGAAAAGCUGCCGUGGGCAAGGCCAGGCGGCCGCAAGGAUGCAGGGAUGGAGGAGGCCUCGGACGGGACGCGCUGCAGAAAGGCGCCGUUCCAAGGGCACCCUGCAGGCGAUGCAGGAGCCAUGGAAAGCGGGAAGCGAUGACCUUCACUCCCACAAGUGCCCGUGUCCACGCCGAAUCCAGCGCCGCCCCUUCCCGGUAACCGCGCCCCACCAGCGGCCGCUCCCGCAGCGCGCCUGCGGGACAUGCGCGGACCCUGCCGCGCUCCUGCCCGUCCCUCCCCCCCGCCUCUUCCUUCCCGCCUUUGCCAUGGCGACACCGAGUGGCCUGAUCCGGGCCCUACACCGUGGGACGCUCGGCCAGAAUGUGGUCGUGGAUCGGAUUUUCUCGGGUAUCCAGCCAACUGGGACGCCUCAUCUGGGCAACUACCUUGGAGCCAUUCAGAACUGGGUGAAUCUGCAGGAAGAGUGCAGCUCAGUGCUCUAUAGCAUUAUGGACCUGCACUCUCUCACCAUGCCCAAGGAGCCAGCUGUCCUGCGCCAGAACAUCCUGGACACCACUGCUGCCAUCCUUGCCUGUGGGAUUGACCCAAAGAAGUGUCUCCUCUUCCGGCAGUCACUGGUUCCUGAGCAUGCAGAACUUGCCUGGAUUCUUGGGUGCUUAACUAAUGUGCCACGUCUGCUACGUUUGCCCCAGUGGAAGAUGAAGCGUGCCAGCCAGAAUAGCGAAGGAACUGUUGGUUUGUUGACUUACCCUGUGCUUCAAGCAGCAGAUAUUUUGCUGUACAAGUCAACACGUGUUCCUGUUGGAGAAGAUCAAGUCCUGCACCUGGAACUAGCCCAAGAUAUAGCACAACAUUUCAACAAGAAAUAUGGGGAAUUCUUUCCUGUGCCCAAAGCCAUUUUAAGUACAACAAAGAAAAUAAAAUCCCUGAGAGAUCCAUCAGCGAAGAUGUCCAAGUCAGACCCACAGAGGUUAGCUACUGUUAACAUAGCAGACAGCCCAGAUGAGAUCGUGCUGAAAUUUCGCAAAGCUGUGACUGACUUCACCUCGGAGGUGACCUACGAGCCCGCCGCCCGCCCCGGCGUCUCCAACCUGGUGUCCAUCCACGCUGCAGUAACGGGGCUUAGCAUCAAAGAGGUGCUGCACCAGGCCACUGGUCUCGACACUGCUCACUACAAAAUGGUGGUGGCAGAGUCGGUUAUCCAAAAAUUUGCACCUAUCAGGAAUGAAAUCAAGAAGCUCCAGGAAGACAAGUCUCAUCUGGUAAAGGUUUUAGAGGAUGGAGCAGAGAAAGCCAAAGAACUGGCUGCUCCUAUCUAUCAAGAAAUAAGGAGACUGGUGGGAUUUCAAUAGAAGCUGCUGAGUAGUUGCAAGGACUUUUGUAUCAUGGGACAGAGAUUUUGUUAUUUGUAACAAAAUCAUUUAUUAAAUAUUAAUAAUUUUGGUUUGAAACAAGAGCAUUUUUUCGUGGAAGAUCCAAGGAGAAUGUUGAAGGUGGUUUCAUUAAACCAUGUGCAUAAAGCCAGGUAUUUCCAGUGGGACCAGCAUUAAGCUUGUCUGGCUAGUCAAAGUGGGAGGACAGAAGCAAUCACAAUUCACAAAGAAACUGUGCAAAAGCAGAUUAUAAGGUUGCCUGUGUGAGUUCUUGGAUUUUUCCAUUGACCACUGCAAGAAGCUGAAGUGUAGCUAAGGUGAUCAGAAUCUAGCAGAAGGAUUUGUAAUCCCCUCAAGAACAUACUUAGCUAUGUAUGUGCUGUUGUUACAGAUGGACAGUUUAUCCUGCUGGGGGUUGGUUAUUCAGCUUUGAUACGGUGACUGAACAUGUUCUUGGAUAACCAGAAUAAAAGCAGAGACUUAAAAAUAAAUGCUCAGAGUUAUGAAGAGGGAACUUACUGCUUCUCCCUGUAAUUU